Messenger RNA from Uloborus diversus, 1644 nucleotides. Its product is annotated as cytochrome P450 4c3-like. The transcript is spliced from 11 exons. The coding region runs from base 7 to 1566 and encodes 519 amino acids. NCBI's taxonomy places the organism in Eukaryota, Metazoa, Arthropoda, Arachnida, Araneae, Uloboridae. The record is from RefSeq and is a predicted model, not a curated record. Gene Ontology annotation, molecular function: iron ion binding; monooxygenase activity; heme binding.
UCCAUCAUGGUUGAAACUUCAGUGUUUUCUUUUAUUCUUCCCUUCAUAAUUUCGUUCGUGUUUGGACUCACACUUUUUAUCAUAAUUCGCAUAAAAUGGGGCGAAAAAAAUCAAAAGGGCAAAAUACCGGAAUUUAGGUUUUUCCCUUACAUUGGCUAUGUCGUUUGGGCUUGGAAUCUUCAGAACUCAAAAUUAGUUCCUCCACUAUGCCGCGGAUUCAUGCUACUUAAUGCUAUAUGCAACCUCUUCAAAAAAGAAGGAAUAGCGAUUCUCUGGAUAUGUUACCGCCCAAUGGUAUUUGUUUAUAAAGCUGAAUAUGUAAAAUUUUUAAUAAAUCAUCCUGAUCUUCAAGGCAAAGCGAAAGAGUACGAUGUGUUGAAAAGCGUGUUUGGAGGAAAUUUAUUCACAUUAAAGGGGGAUCAUUGGCAAAAGGAGCGGAAAUUACUAACCCCUUCUUUUCACAUGGGUAUAUUAAAAGACUUCGUUCCCAUUUUUGAUGAACAGUCAUCACUCAUCAUCGAUAAAGUGAAGUCAAAGCUCCACGAGCCGUGGAUCAACAUAGACACCUACGUGAGAGAGUGUCUUUUGCUUAUAAUAUGCCGCACGGCGAUGGGAGUCAAUUUUGAGGAAAAGGAAGCCAUCGAAAAGCACGCUGAAGCAGUUGACGAGAUGCUUAAAAUUUCUGUUCAUAGACUCUUCAGACCUUGGACCCACUAUGACUUCAUUUACCAAUUUUUUCCAAUGGGAAGAAAACAAAAGCAAUAUACUGAUAUUGCUGUCGGUAUUACUGAUAAGGUCAUUAAAAAAAGCAAAGAUGCUCUGGUCACUCAAAUGAGGAAUAAAACAAAUUUCAAAGAAUCAGAAUAUGAGGAAUUAAAUGUUCGAGAAAGGAAAAGUUUCAUGGGACUUCUUUUAGAUCACCACAUGUUGGAUCCGUCUUUCACUUUAGAAGAUUUACGAUCUGAAGUACUAACUUUUAUAGCUGCAGGGCACGAAACUGGAACUGCAACUGUGGCAGUCACUUUAAUGAUGUUGGGGUUGUAUCAAGACGUGCAAGAGACUGCCAUACAAGAAAUAGACUCCAUUUUUCAUAAUGACAAGACAAGACCAGUUGCACUUGAAGACAUUGCGAACAUGAAAUAUUUGGAAUGUGUAAUUAAGGAAACUCUGCGACUGUAUCCAAUGGCACCAAUAGUAGCUAGAGAAGUCAAAGAAAAUAUCGACUUAGGUGACUAUAAGUUACGACGAGGGACAGGUGUGAUAAUAAAUUUUUACAGUCUUCACAGAGAUCCGGAAUUUUUUCCAGAGCCAGAAAAAUUUAAACCCGAGAGAUUUUACUUAGAAAAUAACGAGACGCGGCACCCGUACGCGUACAUACCCUUCUCUGCCGGCAAUCGAAAUUGCAUUGCUCAAAGAUAUAUCAUGACAGUAAUGAAAGUGUUUGUGUGUUAUUUUCUGCGUCAUUUCCGAAUCAAGGCUCUCGAUCACAGAGAUUUGCUCAACUUCACCUGGGAAAUCACCAUGAGGAACACGAGUCCCAUACGUCUGCAGCUGUCUCCAAGAUGAUCACAGUCUUCUUAUUAUCAAACAAAUAAAAUACUCCUUUUCAAAAUUGCAUAAUAUGAAUAGCAGAAACGGAGAAAA